AUGGAAGGGGCACUGUCCGAAGGCUCCACAAAGUCAUCAGUUGACCCUGAAGAGUUCAAGUCCAGCCAGCGACAGUUGGACCCUGCUGCGCUCAACAUCCAAGCACUUGAGGAUGCCUUCUUCAGAGCAAAUUGGGAGGCGCACUUCCCUACAGGAUGCUUUGCGGGCCCGUCUCAAGCAUUGGCAUCCAUUUACGGAAACUCCUCCCACAAGCUCGUUGAGAGAGGCUUUAUCCUGGAGCAAGCUCGGAAGUUACAGCAACAAUGGCUGGGCCAGAUGCUUCUGUCUGCGCAAAGUGUUGCCGGCAUGCCAGUUACCGAAAAGCUGGCAAGUGUCACCACCACAGAGCGCCGGAUCGUCGUGACUGAGGGCAUCGGGAUCGUUAUUGGCGUCUUGUUCCUCCUGAAUGCUGGCAUGCUGGCCGCCCUGACACUGCAGACACGACUCCAAAGGCGCCCUCUGCGCCUGUCCGAGGACCCCGCCAGCAUUGCUGCCGCCGCGGCUCUGGUCGCCUCAGAUAACUCUGCGGCAGCAGCUUUCCAAGGACUCGGUCGGGCCUCUGCAGACAGCAUCUGCAAGCGACUGCUACUUGUAUGGUGCAACCUGGAAGAUGGCUCGCUCAGAGCUGCGCUGCCGGACCCCUUGCUGCAAGAUUCGUCGGCACCGGGAUCUGGCCAGAGCAAUGGUAUAGAGUCUUUUCCGAACGACAAGCCAAAAAGCUCUGCGCCGUCAAUAUUAAGGGUCUGGAUGGGAAUAUCGUUGCUGGCCACUGUCGUAGCCGUGAUAGCCGUGCUGGCUGUACUAUAUCGUCUAUCCCAGACAGUCACACUUCACCAACACGCGCUUGUCUACGAGGCCCAUCUGAGCGUCGCCAGUGUAGCGACAAGCCUAGACCCAUAUUCCAUAGUGCCUACUUUGCUUGCAGUCGGGAUCAAGCUGUGGUACGGCGCGGUUGAAGGCACGCUCAAACGGCUCCAGCCAUUUUCCGCGAUGCUGGAUCGGCCAAGGCCGCUGAAGGACUCGAUAUUGGUGGAAUAUGCCAACUCGUCGCUCAUUUUCGGCUCCAAAAAGGCCUUGAGGCACUCAGAUUGGAUCCUCGCCUUUGCUUGCCUCGGUGCCCUGGGGACAGAGAUAUUCACCGUUGGCAUCUCAGCCCUGUGGGACAAGGAGACCCAGACUACUAUGCACGCAGUCGAAAUAGGUCGUCAGCUCGAGCUGCGGCAGGUCCCGACGGUGAUAGGGACCAAGAGCUAUGGCUCGAUGACACACACUUAUUCUGAUCCGACACUCCCGACGCUUCUGGAUACCGUGUACGGCGACUACCUCACAAGCUGGCUGUAUGGAGCUUUGCUCGAGACAAUGGGGGCAGCAGAAACCCCUUCUUGGAGCAAGGACACGUGGAGCUUCGCACCCGUGGACUUUUCCGCUUCAUCGGCAGCGAUACUCGGCCUUUCAGACAACGAGCCCACCGCCUCUCUGAGCAGCCUUCCAUACAACGUGAGCAUUGAGACACAGGCCCUGCGGGCACGCCUGAGCUGCUCUACGGUGGAGGCGGCCCAGAAUGCCUCGACCUGGUUGGAAACGCUGGACUUCAAGAACGACAAGGCAUGGAACUCGACAAACUCACCUCCAGGUCUGGACAUUGGCUAUGAGCUCAGAGAAGCCGUCUUCGUACCUAACACGACCCUUCCCUAUUAUAUAAUCCCCCAGCGGGGACCGGUCCAGUGCUGCGCAAACGAGACGGACGGCUCAGCAGGCGAAGCGGCAAUUGGGUACGGCGCGACGAUGGGCUAUCUCGAAUCUAAGAAUACGGAGUUGUUUAUCAAAUGGAUCGUGGGGCGGCCCUUGGACAGGUUGUAUUUCGAUGCCAAUCUGACAUCCACGGACACCAGAUAUGCCCACUGGGUCUGGACCGAAGAGCCGCAGAUGCAGGGCAUCACCUGCAGCCCCAUCAUCGAGGCAGCCAAUGCGGCUGUGACUGUUGACCUGUCCAGCGGCAUGGUGAGGAAUUACUCAAUCAUCGGCGAGCCGCAGAACGCAACUGCUGCAUGGACUGACAACGACGUGGUUCGGGAGCCGUAUAUCCCCGUGCCAGCAAAUGAAACGCAGUACGGGAGCGAAUACAACACGACUUAUAGUUAUGGCUGGAUGUUCUGGAGUGGCCUCGUCUACUCAGCCAACCUCAAGACCGCAGCAGCACUGGCUUCCACUACAAUGCAACAGGCUGACCGGGACCGGGUUUUCAACAUCCGCGACACUGGCAUCAACGUCGAUUUCCUCUCAUUCUCGGCGCUGCACCUCGCCGACCAGGACAAGCGCGCGCUACUUGAUGCAGACACGUUAAUCGCCACGGCCAGCCAGGCCUUCGGUAUGUAUUUCAAGCACUUCGCCUCGGAGCAGGUCGAGCCUGCCAGCGGCGGUCGCGUCUUCCAGCCCAUUGGCGAGCAGCUCCCAGCAGACCUGCCAGCGGUAGCCAGCCCCCAGGGCACCUGGUAUAAUGAGAGCAUGGCUGCUACGGGUCUGGCACGGUCGACACUGGCACAGGUCCAUAUCCCUGUUGAGGUCUUGGUCAUGUCGCCUGCCGCAGUUUGUAUCUGCCUGGUCGUCCUGGUUUUCCUGUGUCCGGUCACUGUGGCGAUUUAUGUGUUCUACAGGAGGCGGGCAAAGGUGUUGCCACGAGACGUAGAUACCCUAGCCAGAGUGCUGGCGUUUGUACACGAGAGCCCUAGGCUGUUAGAAUGGGCGAGGGAGAAAAAGGAGACUGGCGAUUGGAAAAGCGAUGAAGCUGUAGCGGCGAGGCUGGGCAGAUUCCGAAGACAUGAAGGGCAGCCUGGAUGGGGCGUGGAGCUGGUAGACCGAGAAAGAUGA
Molecule: messenger RNA, 2868 nt
Organism: Diaporthe citri
Lineage: Eukaryota; Fungi; Ascomycota; Sordariomycetes; Diaporthales; Diaporthaceae
Exons: 3
Coding region: 1-2868 (955 amino acids)
Source: RefSeq, a predicted model, not a curated record